This is a messenger RNA of Vitrella brassicaformis, 1799 nucleotides long. Lineage: Eukaryota; Vitrellaceae. The record is from the annotation of a GenBank genome assembly.
ACCUGUGCUCCCCGAACCGCUGCUGCUUUGCCCUUGAGUCGGCCUCUCUCCCCCUGCGUACGCAGCAGACGUGUUUGAGUCGCAAGAUCUGUCAAGAUGGGUUCAACAGAGGAGAUUCGCGGCGUGGUCAUGAUAGAUCUCAACUCUUACACCAAGGGAGGCGACAAGGACGGCGCCAAGACCGAGGACUAUCAAACACAGGUGGGUGCCCACACGCACAAUGCGCACUGACUGUGCAACGCCGUGUGUGAUUGUGAUUGUGUUUGUGUGUGUGCCGUGUGUGUGGUCUGACAGAUGGAGAAGUUCGGCUGGCGCGGUCCCCACAUGGCGGCCGAGGCCUUCAUGAAGUUCCGCGACACUUCCAAGGACAUCGGCUCCACCUACUGGCUCAACGCCGGCUGUGGAGACGGUAUCGAAUCCGCCCACUUCAAACCACUCGGUCAGUCAACCACAUAAACAAGACAGAGGGGCUGCAUUCUGCCCCCCCCCCCACACACACACACCACGCGCACGUGUGCGUGUCUGCAGGUGUGAAGAAGGCGGUCGGCCUCGACUACACGGCGGACAUGCUGGACAUGGCGGCCAAGCUCGGCUUCUACGAGAAGACCAUCCAGCACGACCUCAACAGCCCCCUCAGCUUCGUUGCUGACAGCACCUUCGACCUCGUCACGUGCCUGGGGGUGCUCACCUACAUCAAGCCAGAGAGCGGCGUCCUCACAGAGUUCUGCCGAGUCACCAAACCUGGCGGGCUCAUCAUCAUGACACACAGGGUGCGCUGCGUGAGUUCCUGCUCUCACAAACCAGGCAGAUCCCCACGUGUCGCUUGUGCGUGUGUGUAUGUGUGCGUGUCAGAUUGACGUGUACGAUGUUCACAACUGGAAGGCGCCCAUCGCCGAGUGCGUGACGUCAGGUUUGGUGGAGGAGCUGUCGGGUCCCGUGGUGGUCAAGACUGCGCCGACGGGCUACCUGCCCCUGCACCCCCAGUACAAGGACAUCCUCUCGCACUUCAUCGUGUGGCGGAGGACCGACAAAGCCAUCAAGACCAACGGAGAGGUCAACUGACGCACACAACACACCGGCGGGCGGGCGUGAGGACGGAUUCGUGUGUGUGAUGGCUUGCACAGUGAUCGAUCAUGGUGGCUGAGGUGCACUGGCUGCGAUGGGUUCCAUGGACUGGCCCGUGUGUGCCCAUGUGAGCACAGACAGUUUUGUACCGGUCAGUGUGGCUAGCGCAUAGAGAGAUAUUGCAUGUCCUUGUGUGGGUGUGUUUGUGUGUGCGUGUGGUGGCUGCCUGUAUAAUGACGAUCAUCUCGGUCGAUGGUUUGGUGGACCGAUAGACACAUACAUACAUACAUACAUUCAUACAUAGACACGUGCAGACACACGUACACACAUGCCGUAUCCAGUUUUGCGUAGCCAUGACGCCAACUGUCGAACACACGUGGGUAAAACCUUUCUCUCGUGCGGCGUCCUUCUUGAGCUUCGUUCUAUACUCCAGUCUUGCCCAUGACUGACUGCGUGGGAUGGGGGGCUUCGUCACGAUGUGCGUGGCUUUUUUGCCUGCUAUCUGGCGGCCUCCUCACCCCGUUGUGCUGUGCUGUGGUGUGCUGUGGUGUGCUGUGGUGUGCUGUGGUGUGUAUUGGUGGGCGGACGCUUCAAACCAAGCGUGUGUCGGAUGCAUAAUGUGACAUGUGGGUGAUCUGUACAAUGCCCAUUUCAUUUGCAUGGAGUGCAUUGGACGAACUUGAGACACCAUGUAUGAGUCAACGCAUAUUGAUGUCAAACCAACUUCAAUGGAG